AUGAACAAGUUUUGGAAGGUACUAGGGGUCACUGUGGGGGCCCUCGUGGUGAUAGGGGUGGUAGUGGGGUCCAUCACGUGGGCGGUCCUGGCGAGCAGGAGUCCACCGCCACCGGAGAUCCAAGAUCUCGAUUGGUGGGAGCACACCAUCAUUUACCAGAUCUACCCAAGGUCGUUCAAGGACAGCGAUGGUGAUGGCAUCGGAGAUUUAAAAGGUAUCACGAGCAAGUUGGACCACUUUGUUGAGACCGGCGUCGGCGCGAUAUGGAUGUCGCCCAUAUUCGUGUCGCCCAUGGUGGACUUCGGAUACGACAUCAGUGACUUCUACAACAUUCAGCCGGAAUAUGGAACGAUGGCGGACUUUGAGGAGCUGGUCGUGAAGGCACACCAACUUGGCAUAAAAGUUCUUCUAGAUUUUGUACCGAACCACGCCAGUACAGACUCUGAAUACUUUAAGCUCUCCGAGGCCAGAGCUCCUGGCUACGAAGACUAUUUCGUUUGGGCCGACCCCCGACCUGAUCCCACGAACGCUUCUAACCGACUGGUCCCAUCUAACUGGAUCAGUCAAUUUGGCGGUAGCGUCUGGGAAUGGAGUGAACUCCGCCAACAGUACUACCUCCAUCAAUUCGCGAUAGAGCAAGCCGACUUCAACUUCAGAGAAGCAGCCGUCAAGAAGGAAAUGCUGGACAUCAUGACAUUCUGGAUGGAGAAGGGCGCUGAUGGAUACAGACUUGACGCCAUCCCUCACCUCUUCGAAACUGCUCCUGAUGCUGAUGGAAUAUACCCUGAUGAGCCACUGAGUGGAUCCUCAAGCCCCGGUCAACCCGGGUACACAACACAGAUACAUGUGCGGGAUCUAAUUGAACUCUACGACGUCGUUUACGAAUGGAGAGAUUUGUCCGACGAAUUCAAGGAGAAGCAUGGAGGUGACACUAAGAUAAUGCUAGCUGAGGCAUACGCCAACAUCACGAUGACGAUGUUGUACUACGGCAACGAGCGGGACCGCAUAGGUGCGCACUUCCCCUUCAACUUCGACUUCAUCACGAACCUGUGGGCCGGCUCUACCGCCCGGGACUUCGCCUACACCAUCCAGAGGUGGAUGACUUACAUACCGCAUGGGAAGGUUGCCAACUGGGUGUUCGGCAACCACGACCAAAAGCGAAUGCCAUCCAGGUUCCGUGACAACAUGGUCGACGGUCUCAACUCUCUAAACUUAAUGCUUCCUGGAGUCUCAGUCACCUACCAAGGCGAGGAGAUUGGAAUGCAAGACGGCUUCGUCAGCUGGGAAGACACGGUGGACGUAAACGCUUGCAACCGGGGAAAUGAGAGCAACUACCUGGAGUUCUCCAGGGAUCCCGCCAGGACGCCGUAUCAUUGGGACGAUUCUGUCAGCGCUGGGUUCUCUACUAAUGCGACAACGUGGCUGCCGGUGUCAGAAGAUUAUACUACAAUCAAUCUGCAGGCUCAAAAGGAGGCUGCUAGAAGUCACUAUAAGGUCUACCAAUCCAUGACGGCUCUCCGUCGCUCAGAGACCACCCUAUCCCACGGUCAGCACCACGUGCAGGCUUUAACCCAGGACACCCUCGCGCUGGUUCGCUACCUGGCCACCUACGACACCUUCGUACUGCUGUUCAACGUCGGCACUGCUGUUGAUACUGCCGACCUGACCGCAAUUGACUUGCUAAGCGGCCCCCUGACGGUGUGCGAGCGGAGUGUUCACUCGAGUAGAGCCAGCGGAGACACGAUAGAGCUUGGAGAAGUGACUCUACAGCCAGGAGAAGCAUUGGUUCUUCGGGGUCCGCCUGUGUAAACAAGAACGUACCUACUGGACUUUAUGUAUAAUACUCGUAUCUAUUACCUCGCAGUCCUUUGACUCUAUAUUUCACUUCGCUAUGAGUUAGAUUGCCAGAAUUCCUACUCAAAGUAUUACAAUUCAAUAUUAAAUAUUACCUUCAAAUUGCUAGUGGCUGAUGUUUGUAGGUUUUUUGAGUCGCGGUACCUACUGUUUUGUAAGUGAAGCUAGAUGUAAUGAUAAUAUUUAUAAAUUAUAUUAAUA
Ostrinia nubilalis (European corn borer) is the source of this 2055-nucleotide messenger RNA. Its product is annotated as maltase 1-like. The record is from RefSeq and is a predicted model, not a curated record. Lineage: Eukaryota; Metazoa; Arthropoda; Insecta; Lepidoptera; Crambidae. The transcript has 8 exons. Gene Ontology annotation, biological process: carbohydrate metabolic process. The coding region runs from base 1 to 1809 and encodes 602 amino acids.